CUCAUCCCCAUCUUCCCUAUCACACCCUAAUACAUUCUUUCAUCUGAAAGUGAGUACAGCUCGUCUGUGACCGGUGUGUAUGGCUCUUGUUACGUCUAAAGCUCGGAUGGGAAGAGAUUGUGUCGGUCUUCAGCAGCGUUGAUGCUGUUAGGGAGCCCUCCACGUCAAAAGGGUUGGAGGUGGAGCUUGCGCGCCACCUCAUCGAUGGGGCCCGUCAUCCCUCUCACAUUCUCAGCCCUUUCUUUACGUUGUGACCUUUCCAUACACCAGCCUCCAUUGUCGAUGAGCUAGAGAGCACUCUACGAGCUCGUGACGACUGCUGUCGCCGCUGCUCCACCUGGCCCAUCAAAAAAAUUUUGUUUGCCGCCACAACACCAUUUCCCUUCCAAUUUGCAUCAUUUUCAUCUCAUCUUCUUUCAAGAGCCAUGGACAUCAUUUCGUUCUUGACAGGAAAGCUGACUCCCUACCUCCUUCGUAGAACAAAAACUCCACGCAAAAUGGGAAAAGACAAGCUUCACGUCAACGUUGUCGUUAUCGGACACGUCGAUUCUGGUAAAUCUACCACCACCGGACACUUGAUCUACAAGUGCGGUGGUAUCGACAAGCGAACCAUUGAGAAGUUCGAGAAGGAAGCUGCCGAACUCGGAAAGUCCUCCUUCAAGUAUGCCUGGGUUUUGGACAAACUCAAGGCCGAGCGAGAGCGAGGUAUCACCAUCGACAUUGCCUUGUGGAAGUUCGAGACUCCCAAGUACAUGGUCACUGUCAUUGACGCUCCCGGACACCGAGACUUCAUCAAGAACAUGAUCACUGGUACUUCUCAAGCCGACUGCGCCAUUCUCAUCAUUGCCUCCGGUACCGGAGAGUUCGAGGCUGGUAUCUCCAAGGACGGACAGACCCGAGAGCACGCUCUUUUGGCCUUCACCCUCGGAGUCAGGCAACUCAUUGUUGCUUGCAACAAGAUGGACACUGCCAAGUGGUCCGAGGCCCGAUUCAACGAAAUCGUCAAGGAGACUUCCGGUUUCAUCAAGAAGGUUGGAUACAACCCCAAGACUGUCGCCUUCGUCCCCAUCUCUGGAUGGCACGGAGACAACAUGAUUGAGGCCACCAACAACAUGCCUUGGUACAAGGGAUGGGAGAAGGAGGGCAAGGGUGGAGCCAAGGUCACUGGAAAGACCUUGCUUGACGCCAUCGAUGCCAUUGAGCCCCCUACCCGACCCACCGACAAGCCUCUCCGACUCCCCCUCCAGGAUGUGUACAAGAUCGGAGGUAUUGGAACUGUUCCCGUCGGCCGAGUCGAGACUGGUGUCAUCAAGGCCGGUAUGGUUGUCAACUUCGCUCCUUCCAACGUCACAACUGAAGUUAAAUCCGUCGAAAUGCACCACGAACAGAUCCCUGAGGGUCUCCCAGGUGACAACGUCGGAUUCAACGUCAAGAACGUCUCCAUCAAGGACAUCCGACGAGGAAACGUCUGCUCCGACUCUAAGAACGACCCCGCCAAGGAGGCCGCUUCUUUCACCGCUCAGGUCAUCGUUCUCAACCACCCCGGACAGAUCGGUGCUGGAUACACCCCCGUCCUCGAUUGCCACACUGCCCACAUUGCCUGCAAGUUUGAGGAGUUGAUCGAGAAGAUCGACCGACGAAACGGAAAGGUCCUCGAAGCCGCCCCCAAGUUCGUCAAGUCUGGUGACGCUGCCAUUGUCAAGCUCGUUUCCCAGAAGCCCAUCUGUGUCGAGUCCUACACUGAGUACCCCCCUCUUGGACGAUUCGCCGUCCGAGACAUGCGACAAACCGUCGCUGUCGGUGUCAUCAAGAGCGUAGAGAAGACCGAUGGAAAGGGAGGCAAGGUCACCAAGGCUGCCGAGAAGGCCUCCAAGGGAAAGAAGUAAAGGACGGAUCAUUAUUCCUUUUCUUCAUACAUGCUAGUAUUCCCUCGCCUACAAUCCCAUUCAUUUCGCUUUGUUAUACGAGACUGCAAUCAUGACAGAUGCAUAGCAUUUCGUCCA
Molecule: messenger RNA, 2003 nt
Organism: Kockovaella imperatae
Lineage: Eukaryota; Fungi; Basidiomycota; Tremellomycetes; Tremellales; Cuniculitremaceae
Product: translation elongation factor 2
Exons: 6
Coding region: 426-1886 (486 amino acids)
Biological process (GO): translational elongation; translation
Molecular function (GO): GTPase activity; GTP binding; translation elongation factor activity
Source: RefSeq, a predicted model, not a curated record